UCCGUGUAUUUACAAGCACGGAUGUGAAUCCGGGGAGCAAAAUGACCUCCGUUAGAGCGAUAAAGAAAUAGAUUUUUGUUUAUAUAUUUUAAGUGCCGCAGAUUAAGGACGAAUCCACGUGGUAUUAACCGGUGAGCGCUUUUAAAACCAUCAUGGCGGGUUUAUUUUCGUGUUGUUUUGAUUGCUGUGAUGGCGGAAGCUCUGGACACGUCGCACUGAAAGAAAUGCCAACGGUUCAGCUGGACACCAGUCACAUGGGCACUGAUGUUGUUAUUGUAAAAAGUGGGAGAAGAAUAUGUGGUACAGGGGCCUGUCUCGCAAACGCCCCUCUUCAUCAAAACAAGAGCUACUUUGAGUUUAAGAUUCAGUCCACAGGUGUUUGGGGUGUAGGGGUGGCUACACAGAAAGUUAACCUUAACCAGGUCCCAAUGGGCAGAGACGCACACAGCCUGGUGCUUCGGCAAGACGGAACCGUGUAUCAUAAUAACGAGGAGAAGAAUCGGUUACCGGCUAACAGCUUACCGCAGGAAGGAGAUGUAGUGGGCGUUUCGUAUGACCAUGUGGAGAUGAAUUUAUACCUGAACGGGAAGAACAUGAACUGUCCAGCAUUAGGCAUUCGAGGAACUGUUUUCCCAGUAGUAUAUGUGGACGACAGUGCAAUUUUGGAUUGUCAGUUUAGUGACUUCUACCAUCCUCCUCCUCAAGGCUACCAAAAAAUUCUUUUUGAGCAGCAGAUCUUCUGAUCCUCAGGCGACUCUGAGCACGUAAGCUUUCCAGACAGCAAUCAUCGUGUCUACUCCCACUACUACGUCUCUGGGGAAGUCCAGCGGUGAAAACGACGUGCUCCUACGAUUAUGCAGAUGAUUCUUUACUCUAGCAGUUUCAAAAGUGCAAUUGAACAGUGUUAUAUCUUCAGUAAUUUCUUUGGUGAUGUAAAAUCUAUCCAUGUUGGCGGUCAGAACACUCCAACUUUGCCCUAAUUUAUGUAUUUAAUCGUUAUUAGGACUCCAAUUACGUAUCUGCACAAAAUCUUCCAAAUUCUUCAUACUUUUUGCAUUACAAAUAAUGAACACUAAGCUAAUCUGGUUUUAGUAUAAUUUUGUCAACUGACAUGAGACAUUAAAACUAACUGGAAGUCAAAUGUGAAUUGUAUUUGCAAUGUUAGGAAAGUUUCCAAAUGUGGAAUCAUACGUUGUGCCUAUUUAUGGAUUAUUGAAUAUUUUUGAACACAAAUAUUUGUACUGUGUUAGUACAAAACAAGCCAUGACUUACUUCUUCUUGAAUAGUACAUGUGUGAGAGUCAUAUAAUGUCAUAAGAUGGUAGUAUCGGUUUGCCUAUAUAUUAUAUUGUCUACUAUAUUUGGUUUUAAGUUAUUUUAAAGUCUAUAUUGUGUGCACUGAUUAGUCAGAUGAUGUUUGUGAUUGUUUGUUGGGACAGUAAUAAAAAUAUUAAUGUUU
Tachysurus vachellii is the source of this 1458-nucleotide messenger RNA. RefSeq names its product SPRY domain containing 7a (gene spryd7a). The transcript is spliced from 5 exons. The record is from RefSeq and is a predicted model, not a curated record. Gene Ontology annotation, molecular function: protein binding. The coding region runs from base 153 to 743 and encodes 196 amino acids. Lineage: Eukaryota; Metazoa; Chordata; Actinopteri; Siluriformes; Bagridae.